GCUCCUCUUUUUUUAAAAUUCCAUAUUGUUCUCAGGAUUUUUCAUGGCUUUCAAACAACAGAAAAGAAAAAGGCCUGUGUGAGCUCACCUGGAGAGAAAAUGUUUCACUUCUGGAAGUUCCCUUUCUGGAGGUCCAGUCGCCUCUCUCCCAUCUCAGACACAGAGCAGGAGAAACAGCAGGAGAAACAGCAGGAGAUCGAAAUUGAAGACUAUGAACUGGAUACCAAAUCAUCCUUUGAAAAUAUGAUGGGUGCUCAGCCCUCCCAGCAACAGUUACUGGUCUCGAAAAUUCAGUUAAUGACACCUGUUGAGAAGACUGUGGUGCUGAAAUCUAUCCAGACUUCCAUAGCAAACUAUCUAGAGGUAGAAUCUGAGUUCAUCUCAUUAGGAUCAUUUGACACUGAUCUCCAGGAUCUCAUUUCCACAAUGACAGAACCUACAAAUUUCCUGGACAAGAAAUUUCUCUUUUACUGUUAUGGAUUGAUCCUCAGAGAAUCCUUAGAGAAGGUAAACAUAAAGAUGUACUUGGCUGCUCUCCUAGAGAUGUCUCACCAGGUAGCCUGCCAACGAGAGGGCAUAGCACUAGCUGUUGGGCUGGCAUCAUCCAGUCACCGGGAAGUAGCCUGGGCCGUACUGGAGCAAUUUGGUCAAAAAAGAAUAAUGAAAUUUAGCCGAAAAGCUACUACUUCCAAGGUCAUGCAUGACAUUUAUUGGAAGUGGGCAAGCAGUACAGCCCUCCUAUGCUACGGGCAGAUGGCCAUCCAUGCCAAGAAUAGCAACCUCCCAUGGGUAGACAAAAUCAUGUCCAAGAUGGUAUACUACUUCAACUGCAGCAGAUAUGAUGAAGUCCUGAAGAGUAGUUUCCUCAGUGCCACAAUUAAGAUCGCCAUAACACUCAAGAGAGAUAAUUCAGGAAAGGGCUACACAUUCAAACAGCUCCCAAGUCUAAUAGACUGUAUACUGACCAGCUUUCAGAAUGAGCCUCAAGAAUUUUUUGAUUCAUAUUUUCAGCAGAAGAGCCUACAAGUUAUCAGCACAUUGAGCUCCCUACAACCAGGUUUCAGUACAAAGGUCAAAACUAAAGUGCUCAGCAUCUGCUUUAAAAGCCUGUUCGUUCUUCCAGCCACAGAGAUGUUAACAGGCAGUCUGUCUGGUCAGAACAUUCCACCUGAUGUCGAGACCCUACAUAACAAGACUAUGGAGAACCUUGAUCAGCUUCUCCAGAGUUUCCUCUCUGAGAAUCAGACAAUGGAAGAGCUCGAGUUUCUCCUGGAGCAUUUUGAGCCCUGGCUCCUGACCAAUAAGCCUAAUGAAAGGCUUCAGGCCCUGCAGACUGCCUUGAAACUCCUACAGUACUCCCAGAAAAACUUGAAUCUAACUACAGAGACGUCGCUGUCAAUGAUGGGGCAUCUGUUAGCUUUGUUCAGUCUUCUUUGGCGGGAUGAAUAUAAAGAAAACCAGCACUGUGCUCGACAAUGCAUUUUGCAUCUCAUGCAGCUCCUGACACAAAAAAGGACUGAGGAAAGCUAUAAGUGCAUAUUUGCAUGGAAGCAACUGAGAAAUUUGGACAUGAAGUUCUUGAAGGAAGUGAACCAAAAUUGCUUCAGUCUGGUGAAGAUGUUUGGGAAAAACCUCUCAGUGAACCAAAAUACUCAACUCAUCCUGACCUUCCUGAAUGGCCUAAUGAGCAGCAACCAAAUCCGAGUAAAUCUGGCUUUGGAGUUGUUUAACAUUUUCCUGGAAACCCAAGGACUCAAGUUUGAGCAGGUGGCGGAUGUGUUUCGGGGUAUGUACAAGGUGCUCCCCUCUGUCAUAUUCUCAGAUGUCCGGCUGUCCCUUCUGAAAACAAUCCCAAAGUUGGGACAACAAUACACUCAGGAGGUAGUUGAAGUACUCCUCUCCUUCGCCCGACCAGUGGACAGACAGGUCAUGGAUAUGUGGAAGAUCAUGGCAGUGGAUAAACACCUAAUGAGGAGACUGAUGACUCUAUUGUACCUCAAAAUGAAGGUCCGGCCAUCAGAAGAAGAUAUGAUUUUAAAAAAUAUAAAGGAUAAGACAGAACUGACAUCCAUAGAGGCACUGAAUACAAUGUAUGAGCUCCUUUACAUCCAGGAGUUCCGGUUAACAGUCCACUGGGCCUUUUCUGGUAUUUUUUUGGGCCUGUUGACACAGCUGCACUACCUCUUUGAAUUGAACAUGGUUGACACCUCCCUGGACAGCUUUGAAAAUACCCUGAAGUUGGAGUAUCUCAGUCCUUUCAGGACAUGUCUAGAGGCCCUGAAAGGUCUCUUCUGGACUACUGACAAUUGGGAGAUAUUUGCCUAUAUGAAGCUACAACAGGGCUGGGACCUUUUCAAGAAGAUGAAUACAUUCAAAGAGGGUGUGACUCUCCUGACUAGGGCCAUAACUCACUAUAAGUGUGAGAUCAAGAACAUUUUAAGUCAUGCCAUGCUUAGCAUGAAGAGUCCAUACGAGCGGGAUCAUUUGGUAGGCAUCCUCGUUAUCAUUGAGCUUCUCAACAGCAAAGAGGUCUCACGAUACAAAUCUCGGCGGACUAUCUGGAGCUUCCUAACUUCCUCCCUGAGAAAUUCCAACAUGGUGGUACAGACCAUGAGCUUGCAGGGGUUGGGUAGCCUUCUACUUCAACCUGGGAAGGGAAAUCUGCUCCGGAGCCAACUAUCUGACCUGAUGGAAGGAUUAUUGGAUCAGGAAGAGGAGAACAUUUUGGUACUUAUAAGCAUCAUUGGUGAAAUCCUGCAUCGCCUGACUUUACAGGGUGCUGGCUCCAACAGCCUCAAGGUGGCAGAGCAGCUGUAUGAUCUCUUUGAUGAUGAGAGAGAGAAAGUUCGAGGGGAAGCCAUCUUCCUCUAUGGAGAUGUGAUCUAUAGUGCUGGGAAGAAGUAUGAGGAACAACUGAAGAUUCAUGCUUUCCAGUGCCUGGUUCCUCUCCUCUUCCAUUUGGCUGAUUCGUGCCCAGAGGUUGUUGUGAAAACCAAAUCCACAUUUAUGCGUCUUGCCAUAUUAUUCAAAUGGGGCUUUCGGAAGGAACUGUUCAGCACAUUAGCCUGGAGAGAGGGCCUGGGAGCUGAGAAUGACAUUUUUCUCUACAUGGUAGAGAGCAAUUUUGGAGAGUACCAUUUGUUCCUCUUGCAGGCUUUUAUGUAUGUUAAGAGCCCUCAGAAGAACCUCCAACGGGCUGCCAUGAAAUUUAUUGGUGGAAUGCUUCAGGAGUAUUUUUCUGAUCUCUGCUUUUAUCUGAACAAGUCAGAUGUGAAGCUACUGGCAAAAAAGUUUGAAGAACUGAGAAGAGACCAAGACCCCAAUAUCAGAAAGUUCUACCUGAAUUAUUCAGAAGAUAUCUAUGAGCUGUCCAAAUAUGUGUCCUGAAGCUUU
Messenger RNA from Sarcophilus harrisii (Tasmanian devil), 3393 nucleotides. Its product is annotated as maestro heat-like repeat family member 5. Lineage: Eukaryota; Metazoa; Chordata; Mammalia; Dasyuromorphia; Dasyuridae. The record is from RefSeq and is a predicted model, not a curated record. The transcript has 27 exons. Gene Ontology annotation, cellular component: cytoplasm. The coding region runs from base 100 to 3387 and encodes 1095 amino acids.